CGUCCCCCGCGUCAAUCAGGUCUCUCGCCACCGCCAGCUUCGCGUCCGUCCUCCACCCCCCUCCCGACCCAAUCCCGCGAGCACGACCCCCCAAUGGCGUCGUCGGAGAUCGGAGUGGUCGAGGACACCACCGCCAUCUCCACCGCCGCCCCCGCCACUGGAGGCGGAGCGGGACCGGCCGUCGCGGCGGGGGCGGGGCGGGAGGGGGAGGAGGAGGCGCUCAAGGACGACGUGUACACAGGCGCGGCCUACGGGGACCUGGAGAAGCUGCAUCGCCUCAUCGAGCGCGAGGGCCGCUCCGUGACGGAGCCAGACGGGCUGGGGUACCACGCGCUCCAGUGGGCCGCGCUCAACAACCGCGUCGCCGCCGCCCAGUACAUCCUCGAGCAUGGAGCAGAUGUAAAUGCUACAGAUCACACAGGGCAAACAGCGCUUCACUGGAGUGCGGUGCGUGGUCAUAUUCAAGUUGCAGAACUACUUCUGAAAGAAGGAGCUAAGAUGGAUGCUGCCGAUUUAUAUGGAUACCAGACCACACAUGUUGCAGCACAGUAUGGUCAGACAGCAUUUCUUUGUCACAUUGUUGCAAAGUGGAAUGCUGAUCCUGAUGUCCCUGAUAACGAUGGAAGAAGCCCUCUUCACUGGGCUGCAUAUAAGGGAUUUGCAGAUACCAUACGUCUCCUCUUGUUUUUAGGUGCCUAUAGGGCACGGCAAGAUAAAGAAGGUUGUACUCCUUUACAUUGGGCUGCUAUUCGGGGGAAUUUUGAGUCGUGCACUGUGCUAGUUCAGGCUGGCAAAAAGGAAGACCUUCUGGUGCAAGACAAUACUGGCUUGACUCCAGCCCAACUUGCCGCUGAUAAGAAUCAUCGACAAGUUGCAUUUUUCCUUGGGAAUGCUAGAAGAUUACAUGAAAGGGGAUGUGGUGGGAACAGUUAUUUUGGGAAACUAUCAAAAUUCGGACUUGCCCCUCUUCUUUGGUGUAUCAUUAUAGGUUUAAUUGUUACAUAUAUACAUUCAAUUAUCUUAGGACAAUAUAACACAAAUAUGACUAUACUUUUUGGGUUAUUUUCAUGGUUGGGAGUUUUCCUUGCAACCGCUGGACUGGUUAUGUUUUAUAGAUGCAGCAGGAAAGAUCCUGGUUACAUCAGCAAGAAUAUAAGGGACUCACAAAACCAAAGAGAUGAUGAACCUUUGUUGAAGAGGGGUCUGGACAACCCUGAACUUCUGGCUGGUAAUUGGUCUCAACUAUGUAUAACUUGCAAAAUUGUCAGGCCUGUACGCUCAAAACACUGCUCUACAUGUGACCGCUGUGUUGAGCAAUUCGAUCAUCACUGCCCUUGGGUAUCUAAUUGCAUUGGAAAGAGGAACAAAUGGGAAUUCUUUAUGUUCCUUAUCCUAGAAGUUUCUGCAAUGAUCAUUACUGGUGUAACAGCCAUCAUAAGAAGUGUAGGAGACCCGGCUUCUCCAACAUCAUUUGGUGGAUGGCUUAACUAUACAGCUAUAAACCAUUCCUGGGUUGUGUCUUUUGUCAUAAUGAACCUCUUGCUUUUCUUUGGUGUAAUAGCUCUAACAGUAAUUCAAGCAUCACAGAUAUCCAGUAAUAUAACAACAAAUGAGAUGGCAAAUGCCAUGAGGUACAGUUAUCUCAGAGGACCAGGUGGCAGAUUCAGAAAUCCAUUUGACCAUGGGGUGCGUAAGAACUGUUCUGACUUCUUGCUGAAGGGGUACAACGAGGAUAUUGAGAGGGUUGAACAGACACUGCAGCCUGAUGAGGAAAUGGGAACGAUUCAGAUGACAAGAAGCGCAGUCUCGCAGAAUGGCGAGAGCAUUCCGCUUCAUAUUAAUGGCACUGACCAUGGUUGUGCCGAUUCCCAAUCAAACUCAAAAUACCAUCGUCAACUUAGUCCGUCUAAGUGUUGCAGUCACAGUAAGAAAACAGAUAAGACCCCUUUGGGCCUAGGACUGGGCCUUGGGCGUAACAAUCCCUCUAGCCGUUACGCAUGGUCUCUUCUUCCCUUGUGAUUCAUUUGGAGAAUGCGAGUGCAUUCUUUUUUCAGUUGUAAAUGCAUUUGCAGAACCACAGCGAUGUUUGUAUGGGCUAUUUCCUCAUCAGUGCUUCGUGAUUUGUCUCUGGUUGCACUGACAUUGUAAUGGUGAUAGAAAUGGAGCCCCAAAUCUAAAGUUACUGAAAGGGUGACUAUAGAGGAGAUGGGAGUUUCGUGAAGGUUUCGUAAGUAUCUUCUACUCGCAUCUUACGGAACACCAGAUAAAUUUUGUAAAGCCAUGUAAUUGUUCUUGGUGCAAAAGUAUAACAAUUUACGAUGUGUCCA
Messenger RNA from Phragmites australis (common reed), 2327 nucleotides. Its product is annotated as protein S-acyltransferase 24-like. The transcript has 13 exons. The record is from RefSeq and is a predicted model, not a curated record. Gene Ontology annotation, molecular function: palmitoyltransferase activity; protein binding. The coding region runs from base 94 to 2019 and encodes 641 amino acids. Gene Ontology annotation, cellular component: Golgi membrane. NCBI's taxonomy places the organism in Eukaryota, Viridiplantae, Streptophyta, Magnoliopsida, Poales, Poaceae. Gene Ontology annotation, biological process: protein palmitoylation.